AUGAGUGAUAAACAAGGUUUUGCAGUUCCUUCCUUACCCGCUUCAAAAAGAAAGCCGGAACAAGAACAAGAAGAACAAGUACGUCCUCAGCCACCUGUACUUCAAUACGAAACACCUUCUUGGAGUGCACCUCCUUCGUUUCCUUACCGUCUUGAAGUACUCAAAAAUGGUGCAAGCAUUGAAACUAUUCAAGGCCCCAAAAAGGAAUAUGUGACCAUUGGUCGCUUACCUCUUUGCGAUAUUCAGAUGGAACAUCCUUCUGUCUCGCGAUACCAAGCCAUCAUUCAAUUUGAUCAUGAUGGAGACGCCUAUCUGUAUGAUAUGCAGAGUGCUCAUGGUACUCGUCUCAAUAAAAAGCCUGUGCCUGCUCGAGAACAUGUUCCCUUGAAACCCGGGGAUCAAAUUCGGUUUGGUGAGAGUACCCGUAUCUGUAUUUUCGAUUCAGAGAAACCGUAUGAUCCAGAAACAGAGGCAGAAGAGAGAAGAAAAAAGGCUUUACGAGAACGAAUUGCUCAAGCCAAUGGUCAGCCUGAAGAAGAAGAAGUGGAUCAAGGUAUCACAUGGGGAUUUGCAGAAGAUGCUCAAGAAGAAGACGAUGAUGAUCAAGAUGAUAUAAGUGAAAACACAAUAGAAGAUAUCAAGGCUAAUUUAAACAAGUCCUCUGGUGAUGCUGAUCUAUUGACUGUAGAAGCGCAGAAACAAGCAUUUGAAGAUGCUAAAAGACGCAGAGAAGAUAUAGAACUCAUGUACAAUGAUGAUAGUGAUGAAGAACUCUAUGAUAAGACAUCACGCAAAAAGAAAAAGAAAGAAGAAAAAGCAGAUACACAUGAUGAUUUAGUGAGAAAACAAAACGAAGCUGAACAAAAAAUACAACAACUCGAACAAGAAAUAGCAGAUAGAAAACAAAGAGAUGCAGACAAUAAGGCCAAUGCACAAGCAGAAGAAGAAGAUUUAGACAUGUUUAUGAAGAAUCUGUCCAAGAAACCUCUGCAGAAUGAAAAAUCCAUGUUUUUACUUCAAAAAGAAUUGAGUCAAUUGAAAAAGGAUCAUGAGCGUCUAGUUAAACUCGUCAAACUAACAAAACCAUCCCAUAUUCUCUAA
Molecule: messenger RNA, 1101 nt
Organism: Gilbertella persicaria
Lineage: Eukaryota; Fungi; Mucoromycota; Mucoromycetes; Mucorales; Choanephoraceae
Product: SMAD/FHA domain-containing protein
Exons: 3
Coding region: 1-1101 (366 amino acids)
Molecular function (GO): protein binding; mRNA binding
Source: RefSeq, a predicted model, not a curated record